Macadamia integrifolia is the source of this 1443-nucleotide messenger RNA. RefSeq names its product ATP-dependent Clp protease proteolytic subunit 5, chloroplastic-like. Gene Ontology annotation, molecular function: ATPase binding; ATP-dependent peptidase activity; serine-type endopeptidase activity. The record is from RefSeq and is a predicted model, not a curated record. Bases 213 to 1121 code for a protein of 302 amino acids. The transcript has 9 exons. Gene Ontology annotation, cellular component: endopeptidase Clp complex. NCBI's taxonomy places the organism in Eukaryota, Viridiplantae, Streptophyta, Magnoliopsida, Proteales, Proteaceae. Gene Ontology annotation, biological process: protein quality control for misfolded or incompletely synthesized proteins.
GCUCAGGGUUCAAGUCCUCACGCAACUUCAACCAUAUCGUUCCGGCGGCACUUUUGCGUCAGUGCGGUUGUGCAUUCUGUUUGGAAGAUAAGAUUUACGUAACCGAAGGAGGAGAUCCAGCCAUCCAGGGAGGUUUUCAAGGAUAACUCUGGUAGAUUAAGCUGAAGUUUUACUAAAAUUUAGUGGCGGAGUAACCUUAGGGCAUCGUAAUAAUGGCGCAUUCUUGCGUCGCGAUGUCGGCUUCGGCACUCAGAGUCAACACUUUCGUCUUCUCCACACACUCUACUUCUCGCCCUGAAUCUGGCAGGCUCUCCCUUCCCAUUGAAUCCACGCCUUCCAGGAGAUUAAGAAAAUCACUUUCUAAUGGGAAAGCUAUCCGAAGAUGUUCUCCGACGAUGGCCGUUUACUCCGAGGAGUUCUGGGAGCCGGAGAAGAGUCGGCGACAAGGGAUUUGGUCAAUUAGGGAAGAUUUGCAACUUCCAUCUUCACCGCACUUCCCGGCUUAUGCACAAGGAGGGCAAGGGCCAUCUCCUAUGGUGCAAGAGCGUUUCCAGAGUGUUGUUAGCCAGCUCUUUACCCAUAGAAUUAUUCGUUGUGGAGGUGCCGUUGAUGAUGACAUGGCAAAUCUUAUCGUUGCACAGCUUCUUUAUCUUGAUGCUGUCGAUCCGAAAAAGGAUAUUGUCAUGUAUGUGAACUCUCCGGGAGGAUCAGUGACAGCUGGUAUGGCUAUAUUUGAUACAAUGCGGCAUAUCCGACCUGACGUUUCAACUGUAUGUGUAGGGCUGGCUGCUAGUAUGGGAGCUUUCAUUCUUAGUGCUGGCACCAAGGGAAAACGGUAUAGCUUACCAAACUCGAGGAUAAUGAUUCAUCAACCCCUUGGUGGGGCUCAAGGUGGACAAACUGAUAUCGACAUUCAGGCAAAUGAGAUGCUGCAUCACAAGGCUAAUUUAAAUGGGUACCUCUCCUACCACACUGGCCAAAGCCUUGAGAAGAUCAAUCAGGACACUGACCGUGAUUUCUUCAUGAGUGCAAAAGAAGCUAAAGAGUAUGGGCUCAUAGAUGGUGUCAUCUUGAACCCUCUGAAAGCCUUUCAGCCACUGACACCUAGUGCCGAACAAUGAAGACCAGUAUCACAUCUCACCUUCAUACAUCAAUUAUCACACUUCUAUCUUGAAUCAAUAUCAGAGAAUGAACCAGGGAAGAAUAUAAUGUUGCUUGUCCUUGCUAAGAUUUAAUGGUAUGGUGGAUGUGUCUUCCACAGAGAAGUAUUUAAACAGUUUUUGAGCUAUAACAGUGAAAUACAAAGCUUGAGAUCAUUGUUAAAGUCAGAUUUGUAGUUUUUGGGCCUGCAUAGUUUAUUGAACAGUCUCAGGAAACCUGCUUGAGUUUACACUGGAUCUUAUUUGUCAAUCAUCAUUAAUUCAUUAGUAUUGAAGGACAAAA